GGCUGGAAAACAGAGCAGCUUCCCUCCACGACUGAUUCAUACUUCCUUGGUCAACAAGGAAGGCCGCCCAAAACCACAGACACAUACGAACUCCGUUCUAUAAAUACUUCAACUCCCAUUCCCAUUCCCCCCAACAAACAUUCCCAAGCAAAUUAAAGCACUCAAAUCUUCAAAAAAACGGAGCUUUUAGAUUCCACCUACUCCCCUGUUUUCUUGAAGAUGGCAAGCAGAAAAUUAAACACCCUUUUACUCGUUCUUGUGAUCGCAGUGGCCGUACUGAGCUGUGUUGAGGCAACGAGAGUGUUGCCUGAGGAUUUCGCGGAGGCGAACCACCUGGCGACGUACUCGUCAGUGUACGAGAAGGCGAAGUCCACGAUGUCCUGUUGGCUCGGACGGCUGGCUUCCGGACCUAGUCCUAAAGGACCUGGCCACUAGAGGCUGAAUACAACAGUCAGGUCGAGGUCUCCAACAAUCAAAGAUAUAUAUAUGUAUGUUACAAAUUUGUUUGUUAGUUUAUUUGAUCUUUUUUCCGUAGCGUCAAGACAUGCUGCAGAAAAAAUUAUAUAGGAGAUGAUUGUAAAUGUAAUAUGGAAUAAAAGAAAUCUCUGAAUGAUUAUGUUCUUGGCGUAAUUAAUCUGACAUAAUUUC
Messenger RNA from Rubroshorea leprosula, 648 nucleotides. The record is from the annotation of a GenBank genome assembly. NCBI's taxonomy places the organism in Eukaryota, Viridiplantae, Streptophyta, Magnoliopsida, Malvales, Dipterocarpaceae.